AUGCCACAGGAGGAGCCACCGGCUGGUAGCUCCGUCUCCACUCUGGAGAUGGGAGGUGAUGCCGCUGCAGGCCUGGGCAGCUGCUACGGUCUCCCGGCCAAACCAGACGGGGGAGACUAUUGGCUGGAUCCCUUCAGACCGCCCCAGGGCGACGAAGCUCGCCUCACGACCAGCGAACUGCAGAAGCUCAGAUUCAUGAAGUGGCGAACACGGACACCUCUUUUGCCGGCCAUCAUGUCGGCUGCGACGGGGUCGAAGCCGGACACUGGCAAGGACCUGUCCUCUGCUCCACCUAGCCUGAAGCAGCAGGAGAUGGACUACAUUGCUGUUCGUUCCGAUCCCGAGGGCAUCAGCAAAAGAGCGCCGGCGGCUGCAUCCUCUGACAAUGGUGGUAAGGCCUGUGCUUUGUCGGAUCCUCCUCCUAGACCUACAAAAUCUGGCCGGAAGCGGAAGCCAAUUGAAAUUCCUAGUGAGGAGGAGAGUGUAUCAACUCUCUCCACCUUCUCCGAUGAGCUUGGAGAGUAUCCCAGCGAAGUUACCGUGGGUGACCUCGUUCUGCGCUCAGUACGGCCUCUGCCGCCUCAACGUGAACUGUUGCCUGGGGAUUCUGCAGUAAGCGAUCUGACCUCUGAUCCGCAACGGAGCAGUCUUUGCCUCGUCCUCGGUGCCAACAUCGACCCUUGCUGUUGUCAACUCACCGUCCGGAACGACUGCCGAGAUGUCGCCAACAGCUCCAGCUCAUAUUACAACGACUCCGGCUGGGGCUAUGGCCAGCAGCUCAAAGAGCAAACCGGUCAUACCAUUUCGCAGAAGCGGGCCUACAAUCGGGCUUGUCGCCGCGCGACCCUUAGCCCUUUUCAGGGCACCUUCUAUCGAGGGAAAUGGCUGAAAGUUGUCACCUACAAUGUGGGGGGCCUGUCCUCUGCUGCGUACAGUGAGCUCUUGCAGAAACUCAUUGGCAAGAAGAUCUUCAAUAUGAUACGCCGGGAUGGCAUGUCAUAUGUUCCUCUGACUCCAUACUUACUCUUCACAGCUCCCGUCCAAGGACGGCUCCUGCACCUCAGACUGUGUUUGGAGGGCUGCACUGUGGAUCUGGUCAAUGUUUAUCAGAAGGUGUUCAGCACAUCACUUGCUGUUGAAAAGGGUGCUGCUCCCACUGCCACAGCUAAGCAAAUUCGCAAGGAGGUUUGGGCCGCCCUCCAGGGCCUCGUCAAGUCCUUGCCGAUGCGCAAUGUCUUGAUUAUCGGUGGCGACUUUAACACGCCGGUUGAGGUAGUGCCCUCGUUGGUUGGAAAUCGGGUGCGGCUUGUCCCUACGACCUUCCCUGUUGACGCAGGCGUUCUCAAGGACCUCUUUGUUGACUGCCAUCUCCUCCAUCUCAACUCUUGGUCUAGAGCUGCUAAGGCGACGUACAGGUGUGAUGGUCACUCCUCCCUCAUUGACCACAUUUUUAUACGUCAUGGGCUAGGAGACAUGGAAGCCCGCCGUGCGGGCCCUGUUGCAUGGCCCCUUUUCAAGUGGCGAAAAGGCGGCUAUCAUAUGCCGGUUUUCGCAUCUGUGAAAUUGCCUUCAGUUCAUGCCCUUGCGCGUCCUGCUCGCAAAGCUGUGCCUAUCUUGGAUACGCAUACCCUGUCCCAAGUCUGUCGUGAUGUCCAGGACCCUCGCAUUGUUGCUCUGAAUGCCCGGGUUGCCUCUUUCCUGCUCUCCUCUCCGCGGGCCACUGUGCAGGAAAUCAAUCUAACUAUGAAGGACAUUGCUGUGGAGCUUUUCCCUGGUAAGAAGCAUCAGGGGCGUGUGGUCCCAUGGCAAUCCACUGCGGUUGCCACUUCUGUGAAGGCCAUGUGGUCUGCCUAUACCACCAUUGGAGGGGCCAAUCGGAAGUCCAAGACUGAGUGGUUCCGGGCCCAGGUUGACACCAUGGAAACUGCUGCCCGCAAAGGUGACACGCGUGCUCUCUUCCAGCUUGCUUCACGUCUCUGCCCCAAACAGCGGCGCUGCAAGCUCCAGCUGCGAGGGCCAAAUAACGAAAUUCUCUCACAUGGUGAGCAGGCACGUACCUUGCAACAGCAUUACAAUACCUUGUAUGCCACUGCAUGUCCUUCCUCACCCUCUGAGGCGCGACCAGUGAACGAUGGGUGUCUACCCUCUCAGCGGGAGGUGCUGCCAUUUUCUCAGCUUGACCUAAACUCGGUGGACAGUGCCCUCUGGCACAUGUCACCGCAUAAGGCCGCACCCAAGCAUCUGGCGCACACCUCCAUCUGGGUGGCCUGUUCCUCCACUGUCUCUCCGUGGUUGCGCCUGCUCCUUAGCACCACCACUGUGGUCCCACAAGACUGGAAGGACACGGAUGUCGUUGCUCCCCAAAAUCACAUCGCCAACGUUGCCCCGCCACUUGCGGCCACUAGUUUCCUGAAGCUGCAUCCUCAAUUCGCCUAUUUGGCGGAUCGAUCCACAGAUCAGGCACUUCUGCGGGUGCUCAACCAUUGUUUGGAAGCCACUGCACAGGUGACGGUUCAACGUGGCGUCAGGCAAGGCUGCCGUAUCGCUCCCUUGUUAUGGGCGCUUGCUACCGCGGUGGUGAUGGUACGAGCAGAUCAGGCCAUUGAUUCGGGAUGGACGGCCAGGCACCUGACGGCUUUUGCGGACGAUUUUCAUACGGGAGCACAUGUUCGUAAGGUUACUGAUCUUGAUCGGGCACUAUGGCGCUUUGGUUGCUUCCUUGAUCAACUGUUUGAGUCGCAUCUUUUGGUGAACGAGAAGAAGUCAGCUUUCUUGCUUCGCCUCACCAGAGGUUUUGCGCCCUCAUGGGUCAAGAGCCACCUUCGCAAAGGAGCUGAGGGAAGGGUGGUGCAUUUCACCACGCCUGCUGGUCGGAGACUUGAUAUACCACUCAAGGAAGAACAUGUCUACUUGGGACUUACCAUCUCAUAUCACCAGGCGGUGUCUCUUUCCGUGGAACAUCGUAUUGCCACAGCGUGGAGCGCCUGGACGAAGUUAAGGCCCCUUCUUACCUCUGCCUCUGCCCCUGCGAUUGAUUUGAGGCUCCGUCUGUGGCGGGCUUGUCUGCCACCUACGCUUUUGUACGGGUUGCACGUCGUGCCCCUUACCGUCAAGCAGUUGGGACGUCUUCAGGCUGUGUACACCAGGCACCUGCGUGCUGUGUCCCGCUCCCAGUCGCACCUCACUUUUGAAAGCACCAUGAAUCUGCACACACGGUUGGGAGUACCCACUGUUCGAGACAUUCUUUUGAGAUCCCUGGCAAGCCUUCGUGAUCGCACUGUGCUUGCUCAUGAAGUCGGUCUUGAGCCACAUUUUAUGGUCACCAAAUGUGAUGAGCUCGCACAUGCACUCCUUCGUCAUCAUGAUCCUGGGCAAGCGAACAUGUCAGGUGGUCCCCCGGGCAUGCAUUCCACUUCACCGGAUACAUUGGCCCCCGCUUCGUUAAGCACCCCUCUUUUCCGAUGCCCGGCCUGUGAUGCUUCCUUUUCUGACUUGCGGACACUUCGAGUGCAGCAAGCCUCGCAUCACCGUGCCACACAGGCUUCUCGUAAUCUAGGAGUACCCUUCGAUCCGGUUGUUCAUGCCGUCUCUGGUAUGCCAGUUUGCACCCUGUGCACUCGGACCUUUUCGCGUUGGUCUAUUUUACGGGACCACAUACAAAAGGGUAGAUGCGUCAUGCUGGAUCCCUUGCUCCAGCCGACUACAACGCAAACUUUGCCUGCUCCAUCCGAUGCCCUGGACGUGUGCUCCUCCACCCCUCUGGGUGUGCCUGUAUCCACCUUGGCCACUGUUGCUCCGACGCCUGCUCCUGUUGCUCCUACCCUCUGUCCGAGUGCGUCUCUGUCCUUGGAUGUACCCCAGGCUGCCAGUACCACCGGUGCUGCACACUCUUUGUGUUCCACAUCAGCCCACCUGCCCAUGCAUAUUCCUGGUUCGGGUACCAAGGCACAAGCUAGUGACACCAAGUGGCAGCUUCAGGUGGGACAGCUUUGCUCAACGCCAGUCAUUCAGCGUGUGGACGUUCUCCGUCAGGCCAAAAACAAAGAGGCUGGCAGAGCCUCAUCCUUCUACCUGGAUUACGUGAUGAGCUCAGACACCACUGUCCGUGUUGUGGGCGAGACCAACGGGCCACUACAGGAAUGGGAUGCUCUUCCAUGGGGUGCAGCACAGGGGGCGGCUCCAUCCUCUCAGCCACCCGUUCUGGGGCAGAUGGCCAGGCUUCUCUUGAGACACGAGCGCCAGCUGCAGGCACUUCAGCAGGACACGAAGCUGUUCUUCUUCUUUCGCCCGGAUCCUCCGGGGUCUGUGCUGCCGUUCAUGACCAAGGUGGCUCAGCGCUGGAGAGAGUUGGUCGACCAGGGCAAGGUUCAGUCCACAUUGCGGGAGACGAUGCUACGGGAAUUGAUUCAGGAGCUCAAGGGCAGGAUCAAGGGCUUCAACUCCUCGGCUAUGAGUGCGAUGCGAGAGAAGACCACCGAGAUGGGAUGGGUAUACGAUUCACAGGGCAGCUGGAACUACAUGCAGUGGGAUCCCACUGCUCAAAAGGAAGUCCUCGUGGAGAAGACGGACAGCCGCUCAACGGAUUCUAUUCUGCAGGACCUACAGGCGAUCGAGAACCUGAUCAAUGGCACCACAAUUCGCCAUUUCGGCAGCCUACGUCCCAUGAGCCGGACCUAUCAAACUCAGUGGGUCCAGUUUGCUCUGGAAAUCGAGCUGCGACAGGGUGGAGAUGCCCUGUGGAAGCUUUUCAACUCCCUGAUCAACUGUGCCGUCCUGCACCUCAUUGGUGCCAGGCUUCGCCGGGACCGCCCGGUGACCUCGAACCUUGCCCAAGCUCUUCAACAGCAACAUGAUGCGGCAAAGUUCGUCCAGCAUAUUCUGCCCAGGAUACGAUCACCAUUGCUCACAGGUGCGUGGCAAGCCAGGCAAUUUGCAAUUGAUGUCUGUCAGGAGGUUGAUUCUGCUCCCUCCUCUUCCCCAGUGCUUCUUCCCUUGUCAGGGGCUGCAAGCCUGCAGUUUUACAUUGACAAGUGGCAUGCUCAAGAUGAUUCUGCCAUUACUCAUGCCUAUGACAGUGCCGCGAAGGCUGUCCUUCUCCAACUGAUGAGGUUCAAUGUGGUUGGGAGGGGCCGCAAGAAGCGUACGGUCAAGGACUCAACAUCGGUGCAAGGAGUAUUGCAUGAUCUUGUUAUUCUUAUAUUUGUGGGUACUCAUACGAAUGUGGCUACUCUUUGUAUCUUUGAGGUGGUGGCCGUUAUCGUGCACUACGGUGCUCUUGCUGACUCGGGGCACUACCGAUGCGUAUGGAAAGGAAAAGAUUGCACCUGGAUAACUGAAGAUGGUACCUGUGCCACACAUUGCACUGCGACUGAUCUGGACGUUCUGUCUUGCAACGCCUAUCUUAUUUGGGCAGUACGCAAAACUGCGAGCUCAGGCCAUACCGCUUCUUCAUCCAGUGCCUGA
Messenger RNA from Symbiodinium sp. CCMP2592, 5463 nucleotides. NCBI's taxonomy places the organism in Eukaryota, Dinophyceae, Suessiales, Symbiodiniaceae. The record is from the annotation of a GenBank genome assembly.